UUUCAACUUUUAAACAAAACUGAAUUAAGAAUUAAAAUUUUUAAUUAACUAGCCUUUAACAAGAAAUUGAUUCUUUUUAUCAAUCGAAUUUUCUUCAAAACAACUUAAUUAUUUUAGUUAAUCAUUUGAAUCUUAGAAGCAAAUUCAAGUUUUGAUUGUUAAUCAUCUGAAACUCUUGUUUUUGUAAAUUGAAAGUGUUCAUCUGAGAAAUUGGAAUUAAUUUGCAAAAUUAACCAUGUCUGCCUUUGGUAUAAUUGUGAGCGGUCGUUUGGUUCAAACUGAUUUCCAACCGGUUGAUGCUGGUAAAUUUUUGAUAACCAUACCAAGUCCUGAGAGUCUUAAUCACAUUGUCGUCUUUCUCACCGGAACCUCACCCUUACCUGUUGAGAUGGGUGCAAGUGUCUAUUUCUCAUGGCCUGACCCAACCAGUCCACCUACAUGGCAAUACUUGGGUUACAUUUCAAAUGAUAAACCAUCGGCCAUUUUUAGGAUAACCAAGUUAAAAAAUGCAACUCCUGCGAACACUUUUGCCUUUUCUCAACCCAUUGUUGCUCAAUAUGCUCAGAUUGGUAUCUCAUGUGAACCAUUAACUCAAAUUGCUCAAUUAACUGCUGAUAUAACAGUCAAUCCAAUGGGAUCAGAUUCACUGGUUACCUAUGCAGCAAAAACAGCGGAAAAUUUAUUCAAUUAUACCUGUUCAUUUGCUCGAACCAUAUUACCCAAUACAAAUGAACAAUAUGUUCCACUUUCAAUUAUCCAACAAUGGUACACUAAUUUCAUGAGAAGAGUUGAACAAGAUCCAACAUUCAUGAAAGGAUAAAUCAUCAUUAUCAUCAUCAUCAUCAUCUUUAAUCACCAUAUUUACAUCUCUACUCUUUCAUACAUACAAACUGAACUGAUAAUUUUUUUUUAAAAAACUUGUACAAAAAAAUUGUUUCCUUUUACCAACUCAAUUUAUAUUGUAACAAUUAUUCAAUCAUCAGUGUAAUUCAUAUCAUUCACAAUUUAAACCUAAAUUGUA
Molecule: messenger RNA, 1021 nt
Organism: Panonychus citri (citrus red mite)
Lineage: Eukaryota; Metazoa; Arthropoda; Arachnida; Trombidiformes; Tetranychidae
Product: protein OPI10 homolog
Exons: 1
Coding region: 236-820 (194 amino acids)
Biological process (GO): protein import into nucleus
Cellular component (GO): cytosol; nucleus
Molecular function (GO): Hsp70 protein binding; nuclear import signal receptor activity
Source: RefSeq, a predicted model, not a curated record